AUGGCACCGCCAGGAUUCGGCCCGCCAGGUUAUUCUAUCCCACAGCGCUACAGGCACCGUGAAGCCCCGCCACAAGGGGCUGACACGAACACACGCCCCUACCUGAUCUUCUUCUCCUACCUAGGAACCUGCGUUUCUGUGACUGUCUUCAUCAUCUUGAAGAUUUUGAAGAGAUACUCUGUAUUGCAAAAGUCAACAACCGCACAGCCUCCACCAAGGAAACAUGUCUGGCUCUUUACGGCGCUGGCUGUUGGUAGCCUGGCGACCACGUGGUCCUUCAUGGUCCAGUACUUCAGCAUCUCGUACCAGACUUGGCUGAUGUGGCGGAGUUACCUUGAGCUGGAUCCGCAUCAUCGCCAUUGGGGCUUGUGGUUGAGAGAAACGAGCUUGUUCAAGGAGGCGUGGGAGACUCUGAUUGUGGGAACAGCAAGGUAUUGGUGGUCACAUCAAAUAUUCUUUUUCGCGCUCGGCCUUGGGUUGUAUUUGGAGCAGAAAGGUAUUCGUCGGGGUAUCAAGUACACCUGGGCCUUCAUGCUCCUCGGUCAGAUCGUGGCAAUCAGCUUUGCUACGAAUCUGUUCUUUCUCACUCUUCUCCUGAGCCCGCCGGCACCCCCGCCUCCAUCUUCUGGGGUCUACCGUCGGAAAUGGCUUGGUCCAUGGCUCCUCAAUCUAGUCGCCAUCCUGGCCACCACGUAUCCUGCUCUUCUACUUGCUGAUGAGCACUACUGGCACCAUCCUACGGCAUUCAUGCCUGUACUUCUAGCACCUCAUGUUGCCUUACUGGUUCUGCCCUUCGCACGUGCGAUCCUCCCGGCCAAGUACUUCAACGACAACGAUGUUGAUUUCACCGAUAAGGUCUACAAUUACAUGUGGGCACUUGUGCUGGGAAAUGCUGGGCUCAUGUUGCUAAGAGCUACCGCUUCAUCCUAUGCGUACAGCGGCUUCCGAGGCAUCCGGGAUGCGCUGCUAGAACAUCCUGUCGUGAGCACCGUUGGCUUUGAUGUUAUCUUCUGUUGGAUCACAUGGAUUUGCUGGUACCAAACGCAGAGCACGACCACGAACACCAAUGUAAAGGAGCGCUUUGUCGGAACCGAUGGCGGGCUUGUUGGAGAUGCCUCAAAUACAGCUGUUGGUGCUAGUGGGUAUGAUGGUGGAGUUCGUCGUCGCUAA
This is a messenger RNA of Cucurbitaria berberidis CBS 394.84, 1170 nucleotides long. RefSeq lists its product as uncharacterized. NCBI's taxonomy places the organism in Eukaryota, Fungi, Ascomycota, Dothideomycetes, Pleosporales, Cucurbitariaceae. The transcript has 2 exons. The coding region runs from base 1 to 1170 and encodes 389 amino acids. The record is from RefSeq and is a predicted model, not a curated record.